ACAAUUGCAUCGAACCGGCACCGUUGCACAAGUCGUUUCCAAAGAUGGCCUCCAAGGGAAGGAUGGAAGAUUACGGUCGUGCGGAUUCGUACCGGACGGCUACCACAGCCACCUUACCCGACGACUGUCUUCGUGCCGAUGGUGUUGCCAAGUAUCGGCGAAAGGAUGCGGCGCCUAGCGCUGGCAAGAAGGCGGCCAAGAAGGGCCAGAAAGACCUGAACGAGUUGAAGCAAGAGUUGGACAUUGACGACCACAAGAUCCCCAUCGAGGAGCUCUACCAACGACUGGGCACCAAUCCCGAAACGGGCUUGACUGUAGCGCAAGCCAAGGCCAUUUUCGAACGCGACGGCCCCAACGCCCUGACGCCGCCCAAAACGACGCCGGAAUGGGUGAAAUUCUGCAAGAACCUUUUCGGCGGAUUCUCCAUGCUGCUCUGGGUCGGCGCCAUCCUCUGCUUCGUCGCCUACUCGAUCGAAGUCAGCACCGAAGAGGACGUGCUCGGCGACAACUUGUACUUGGGCAUCGUGUUGACGGCCGUCGUCGUCGUCACGGGCGUCUUCUCGUACUACCAGGAGAGCAAGAGCAACAAGAUCAUGGAGUCGUUCAAGAACAUGGUGCCGCAGUACGCCGUGGUGGUGCGCGAGGGCCUUAAGCAAACGAUGAAGGCCGAGGAGAUCUGCAUCGGCGACAUCGUCGAGGUGAAAUUCGGCGACCGCAUCCCGGCCGACGUCCGCAUCAUCGAGGCUCGCAUGUUCAAGGUGGACAACUCGUCGCUGACGGGCGAGUCGGAGCCGCAGAGCCGCAACUCCGAGUUCACCAACGAGAAUCCGCUCGAGACCAAGAACUUGGCUUUCUUCUCCACCAACGCCGUCGAAGGAACCGCUCGCGCUAUCGUCAUUAGCAUCGGUGACAACACGGUGAUGGGUCGCAUCGCCGGAUUGGCUUCCGGACUCGACACUGGAGAGACGCCCAUUGCCCGCGAGAUUGCCCACUUUAUCCACCUCAUCACGGGCGUGGCCGUUUUCCUCGGUGUUACCUUCUUCAUCAUCGCCCUGGCUCUCGGCUACCAGUGGCUCGACGCCGUCAUCUUCUUGAUCGGUAUCAUUGUGGCCAACGUGCCCGAAGGUCUCCUCGCCACUGUCACCGUUUGCCUGACGCUGACGGCCAAGCGCAUGGCCAAGAAGAACUGCCUUGUCAAGAACUUGGAGGCUGUCGAAACCCUCGGUUCAACCUCAACCAUCUGCUCAGACAAGACUGGAACCUUGACCCAAAACCGGAUGACUGUUGCUCAUAUGUGGUUCGACGGACAAAUCAUCGAGGCCGACACGACUGAAGACCAGUCUGGAGCCCAAUACGACAAGACGAGCGUCGGCUGGAAGGCCCUGUCCCGCGUUGCCGGACUUUGCAGUCGAGCCGAAUUCAAGCCCGGCCAGGAUAACAUCCCGAUUUUGAAGCGCGAAGUGAACGGCGACGCGUCUGAAGCCGCUUUGCUCAAGUGCAUUGAGCUGGCGACGGGCGAGGCGAUGGCCAUCCGCGCCCGCAACAAGAAGGUCUGCGAAGUCCCUUUCAACUCUACCAACAAGUACCAAGUGUCGCUCCACGAGAACGAGGACAAGAACGACGGCCGUUACUUCCUGGCCAUGAAGGGAGCGCCCGAACGGAUCCUCGACGUCUGCUCGACCAUCUUCAUCAACGGGGUGGAGAAGCCACUCGACAACGAGAUGAAAGACGCUUUCAACAUGGCCUACAUGGAGCUGGGCGGUCUCGGCGAGCGAGUCCUCGGCUUUUGCGACACCUACCUGCCGCUGGACAAGUACCCCAAGGGCUACUCUUUCAACGCCGACGACCCCAACUUCCCCUUGACUGGACUCCGUUUCGUUGGUCUCAUGUCGAUGAUCGAUCCUCCCCGCGCUGCUGUCCCCGACGCCGUCGCCAAGUGCCGUUCUGCUGGUAUCAAAGUUAUCAUGGUGACCGGAGACCACCCCAUCACUGCCAAAGCCAUCGCCAAAUCCGUCGGCAUUAUCUCUGAGGGCAACGAAACAGUGGAGGACAUGGCUCAGCGGCUCAACAUCCCCGUCGAAGAGGUAGACAAGCGUCUGGCCAAGGCGGCCGUCGUUCACGGCGGCGAGCUCCGUGACAUGAACAGCGACGACUUGGACGACGUACUACGCUACCACACUGAGAUCGUCUUUGCCCGCACGUCGCCCCAACAAAAGCUCAUCAUUGUCGAGGGUUGCCAACGGCUCGGAGCCAUCGUCGCCGUAACGGGAGAUGGUGUCAACGACUCGCCCGCUUUGAAGAAAGCCGAUAUCGGUGUUGCCAUGGGUAUCGCCGGCUCCGAUGUCUCGAAACAGGCCGCCGACAUGAUUUUGCUCGACGACAACUUUGCCUCGAUCGUUACCGGUGUCGAAGAGGGUCGUCUGAUUUUUGACAAUUUGAAGAAAUCCAUCGCCUACACUUUGACGUCCAACAUCCCGGAGAUUUCGCCCUUCUUGCUCUUCAUCAUCGCCGACAUCCCUCUGCCGCUCGGCACCGUCACCAUCUUGUGUAUCGAUCUUGGUACCGACAUGGUACCGGCCAUCUCUUUGGCUUACGAAUCAGCCGAGAAUGACAUCAUGAAGCGGCCGCCGCGUAACCCCGUCAAGGAUAAAUUAGUCAAUGAAAGGCUGAUUUCCAUGGCCUACGGUCAGAUUGGUAUGAUCCAAGCGUCUGCCGGCUUCUUCGUCUACUUUGUCAUUAUGGCCGAAAACGGAUUCCGACCCGACAAGUUAUUCGGCAUCCGCAAGAACUGGGACUCGCGUGCCGUCAAUGAUCUCCAAGAUUCUUACGGACAAGAAUGGACUUACGAUGCUCGUAAACAGUUGGAGUACACCUGCCACACGGCGUUUUUCGUAUCCAUCGUUGUAGUGCAAUGGGCUGAUUUGAUUAUUUGCAAAACUAGACGCAACUCGAUCCUCCACCAGGGCAUGCGCAAUCACGUCAUGAACUUUGGUCUCCUCUUCGAGACGGCCAUGGCGGCCUUCCUUUCCUACACGCCCGGCAUGGACAAGGGUCUUCGCAUGUACCCGUUGAAGAUCAAUUGGUGGCUGCCGGCCAUUCCUUUCUCCAUAUUGAUCUUCGUCUACGACGAGUGCCGUAAAUUCAUCUUGCGUCGCAACCCGGGCGGAUGGGUCGAAAGAGAGACCUACUAUUAAGGAAAAAAAGCCAGAAAGAAGAAAGCGAAACAAAAAUGACAUGCAAGAAAAAGAGCAGCAACAUUCGACCAUCAUUACGAGCAAGAUCAAUCAGAAGAACCGGAAAAAAAAAAAACUUACUGCGUUGCGACCUGCCAAUUCAUUUAAUUUAGCAAAAAAAAAAAAAGCAAACAAGGAUAAUUGAAGGAUCCCUCCACCUACCCCCUACUACCCCCUGUUUGAAUCUCUAACGAAAGUUUUUUUUUUUUUUCCUCCCUUUUUUUUUUUUCUUCAAGAAACAAAUCAAGGGUCAAAAUCGUUAUGACACAUUUUUCACACACACACCACACAUUCACACACGUGCGGAGGAAGCUUUAAAACAAAAGCAAACAACAAAAAAAAAGGGUUAAUUUAACAAUACUUUGCAUUUUUUUUUUUUUUUUUUCAUUGACACAGUCGUCUUCUGACGAUCGCUCGGGACUCAUCACAGUGCAAUUUCGGGACUGGUCCUACACGAUGGUCAUUUUUUUUUUCUUCCCUGCCCUCACCACCCGAAUCUCUGAAAUCCUUUUUGCAGGUAGAUAACAAAGAAGACAAGCAAACGAAAGGGGACAAAAAAAAACAAACAAACAAACAAAUAAGAAAAAUAAUCAUGACGCCAAUCUUUUGAGUGUGUACAGAGGGACGUACUUGCGUUGUUGGUUGUUGUUUUUUUUGUUUUUUUUUUAAUUAACGAUCAUGUUUUUGUUGUGUGUAUGUUUUCUAUGGCUUUUCGAUCUUUCUUUCUGUCCUUAUCGAGGGAAGAAAACCCCCAAAAAUUUCGAAUCUCCCGCUGUCCACUGAAAAAAAAAACCAUCUUUGAAAAAAGGUACCCGAUGACCUCAACGUCUCACCGAAUCUCGGUCGUUUAUCUCUCCGUUCGUUUUUCUUUUGGACGAA
Messenger RNA from Daphnia carinata, 4112 nucleotides. Its product is annotated as sodium/potassium-transporting ATPase subunit alpha-B. NCBI's taxonomy places the organism in Eukaryota, Metazoa, Arthropoda, Branchiopoda, Diplostraca, Daphniidae. The record is from RefSeq and is a predicted model, not a curated record. Gene Ontology annotation, biological process: proton transmembrane transport; potassium ion import across plasma membrane; sodium ion export across plasma membrane. Gene Ontology annotation, cellular component: membrane. Gene Ontology annotation, molecular function: P-type sodium:potassium-exchanging transporter activity; ATP hydrolysis activity; ATP binding. The transcript has 14 exons. The coding region runs from base 45 to 3194 and encodes 1049 amino acids.